This is a messenger RNA of Rotaria sordida, 1824 nucleotides long. NCBI's taxonomy places the organism in Eukaryota, Metazoa, Rotifera, Eurotatoria, Philodinida, Philodinidae. The record is from the annotation of a GenBank genome assembly.
AUGGAGAGAGAUACGUCACGCGAGCGAAGCAUUGCUGAUAUUGAUUUAAUCCAUCAUUAUCGUUCUAUUCAAUCUCCUAUUACUAAACAUCGACGUACACCCAUUAUAUCGAUUGUUCAACCAGAUUCAUUGAAAAUUGUAUUACCAACAGAUGAAGUAACACUAAAAAGACAUAUAGGUUUAUUCUCAGGAAUCUGUUUUAUUGUUGGUACAAUAGUUGGUUCUGGUAUAUUUGUUUCUCCUAAAGGUGUUUUACGAGAAACACAAUCGGUUGGUCUCUGUUUGAUCAUUUGGGUUGCAUGCGGUUUGGUUUCUUUACUUGGAGCACUUUGCUAUGCAGAGAUCGGCACAAUAAUACCGAGAAAUGGAGCAGAAGUCGCUUAUAUAAAAGAAGGUAUGCUAAAUGCGUCUUUCGCUAAUCGUCUUAAUAUCAUAUUUGUUAUCUGCAAAGUAUCGACUAUUUUAAUAGUAAUAAUAGGUGGUCUUAUACGUAUAGGAAAAGGAUAUACACAAAACUUACGAAAUAGUUUUGAUGGUGCGACAAAAAAUCCAUUGGGUAUUGCACUUGCAUUCUACUCUGGUCUUUGGGCAUAUGAUGGAUGGAGUUCUCUUAACUCAGUGACAGAAGAACUUAAAAAUCCUAAAAGAAAUCUAUGGUUAUCUAUUGUAUUGGCUUUACCUGCUGUUAUAGUCCUUUAUGUUCUUAUUAAUAUUUCUUAUUUUACUGUAAUGAACAAAACAGCAUUACUUACUUCUCAAGCUGUUGCUGUAACAUGGGGUGAAGCUGUAUUAGGUCCAGUUGUACGUGUUCUACCUAUUCUUAUUUCUGUUAGUGCAUUAGGUACCGCUAAUGCAGUGCUCUUUGGAUCUGGUCGAUAUUGUAUGGUUAGUGCUCAGUAUGGAUAUUUGCCAGAAGUAUUUGCAUGCAUUCAUAUAAGAAGAUUGACUCCAAUGCCUGGUGUUGUUCUUCAGGGUGUCAUUGCAAUGAUGUUUUGUCUUCCAAGUAAUAUUGAAGAUUUGAUCAAUUUGAUUGGCUUUGCUGCAUGGAUUUUUUAUGGAUUAGCAUUUGUUACUACACUUUGCUGUAAAUUUACACAUAAGAAUGCAGAACGAGUUCCUAUUCCAUUAAUUAUCAUUAUUAUUCUUAUCUCGAUUUAUUUGGUUAUUGCACCUGUCAUUGCAUCACCACGCAUUGGAUUUCUUUUUGCAACAGUUUUGAUUCUAUUUGGUUUAGUUUUCUAUUAUCCAUUUAUCUAUCGUAAAAUAGAAGUCAACAUAAUAAAAAAAAUCAAUACAUUUUUAAUGUCAUGCUUUCAUGGCAUGAUCUAUGCUGGUAUCAGCACCGGAAAACUUCGCAUGGAUAUUACUUAUGGAGGUCAAAUUGUUAGUUCAUUGUUCGACUACGCACAUUCUAAUCCUGAUGGAACCGUUCCAAAUUAUAUGUACACAUUGGCUCCGACAGCGGCUUCACAAGGCUCAUGUGGAUUCUACAAUGUAACUCCUGCCUACCCACUAUUUUCACCGUCCAUUCUCUUGGCUUCUCAAGCUACAUUUGUUGGACUCAUUCCUGAUAAUCUUUUUUAUGCCGACCGACCACCACUACAGGCAUGGAGUUUAUUACUAGGUACAGUAAGUGCCACAGUGUAUAUUGAUACAGACACUGUUGUGAGAAUCGACUUUUCAUCACCUGAUCACAGUACAUUUACUACCACACGUCUAUUCAACAUCGUUGCUCGUAUUCCAGAUCCGAAUCUUUUUGCUAAUCCGUGUCCAACAGGGGCACCAACAUCGAUUUCUGACUCGUCGGGUGCAAGCCGUCGUUAA